CGUCACAUAUAUCCUGAAUCGUGGUGGGRGCCACAGAAGUCAAUUGCACCGUAGCUGGGUAGAUUUUGGACAGCCAAGGUAGAUACAUAAAUAUUAAUACUGACAUUCGCCAAUGCAUGGAAUAUUGCUUGAAUCAUUUCUGACGGAUAAACUAGAAAUGUAGUCUUAGCGACACUGUUUGCAAAAUGAAGCUGUCGCGGUCGUAUGGAAAAUGGAUUCCUAACGGACGUAUACCCUGAGCAGUACAUCAGCAACAUCUGGCGGCUAAGGAAUCGCACUAGCUCGUGCCUCGGCAGAGAGGGUGGAGGAUGCCAUCCCCGGAGAUGGGAGAGGAGGGGGAAGGGUCUCUGCCGGCCAGAGAGGGACCAAGCGGGCACAGCCAAGCAGACACCACCACCAACAACCUACUGGCCUCGGUCAAAGAACAGGAGCUCCAGUUUGAGCGUCUGACCCGGGAGCUGGAGGAGGAGCGUCAGAUCGUCGCRAGUCAACUGGAGAGGUGCAUGCUGGGAGCUGAGUCGCCUGGCGAUGAUGAUGAUGCCAGUAGCAGUGACUCAUCAGAGAAGUCCUUUGCUUGGAGAUCCACAGUAGAUGUGUCUGGUACAGGAGAGCACCGGGCUGCUGUAAUGGACAGCUCUCAUCAGUCGCCCUCCCGUCUCUUCCGAGCUGAUCAGGGUCACGGGUCACUCUACCUCCCUGAAGCGGACAGGGCAUCCCUGCAUGACAGUGAGGGAUCUGUGGCCCAUAUGAUGUCGUAUGCAGAUAGUGGCUAUCAGGACAGUAGUACGAGUUACUACAGUGUGAGCAGAGAGAACGUGGUUCUGUCAGAGCCCAGACACGUGCUGUCAGGCAGCGGCCCCAGGGGAAGCCCCAGUCACGGCAGGAGCUCCCGGGCAGAGGGGCAGGCCUCCGUACAGGUCUCAGCGUCAGGGCGGGUGAUGAGGAGGAUGGGCUCCCUCRCCUCCCGGGGCCAGUCUCCUGUGUGUGGUGUGGGGGGCYCCGUGUCCCCGUCCCGGGUCUCUCUCCGCACCUCCCAGGGCGGCAGCGCCUACGGCUCACCCAUCCUCACCGAGCCCAAACCCCUCACCAGCAUCUUUCCCGGGACCACCAUGCCCCCCUCCUCCCCGCCCGGUCCAGGCACCACCCCCUCCUUCCAGCGCGCCACCUCUCCUUACUCCCCCACCCACCAGAGGAACGGGAAUGGCGACUCUCCUCUCCGGACCAGCCCCCAUCCAGGCAGCGCCAGUCAUGCCACCUCACCUCAACAGGCGAUGGGUAGUGUCUCCGGGCGCCUGGGGUCUACACUGUCUCUGGUGGAGGGGAGGGGGCUGUCUGGCUCUCCUCUGAGGUCCUGUAUGACGGCUGUGCCCCAGCAUUACGGCUCCACACUGCCCCGCCAGGGGGCUCAGGCUCUCCCCUACAUACAUGACGCCUACGGGCUCUAUGAGAGGACCGCCCUGCCUCUGUCACGGCCUGACAGCCUCACUGGCCUGCACAGCUCCUACGCCACUCACCACAGCCCACUGGACCAGGAUAUGAGGAUGGCCAUGUCUCCUGACUGCCACGUCACGCCUGUCUACGACGACAGAGCCUUCCAAAGCCCCCUGUAUCACAGCCCCACCCACGCCCACCACGGAUCACACAGCGCUAUCUACAGGACACUCACGGGUGCGGAGAACCUUCAGCGGACCCUCCAGAGGACCACAAGCCAUUGCAGCACCCUGGCGUACCAAAGAAGCAGCUAUGGGCUGAACACCGCAGGGUCAUACGCAGACCCCUUCAGGGUCUCCCAGCAGGGACAGGGGCCCAAUGAGACCUCUUUCUCCAGGCACUCUGGUCUGGUCGACAGGGCUGCCACAAGGUCCCCCUCCAUAGACAGUAUACAAAAGGAUCCUAGGGAGUUUGCGUGGCGUGACCCCGAUCUCGCUGAGGUGAUCCACAUGCUGCAGCAUCACUUCCCCUCUGUCCAGGCCAACGCUGCAGCCUACCUCCAGCACCUGUGUUACAGAGACAACCACAUCAAAGUGGAGGUGUGUCACCUGGGAGGUGUCCAGCACCUGGUGGACCUGCUGGACCACAAAGCUGUGGAGGUGCAGAGGUGUUCCUGCGGAGCCCUGAGGAACCUGGUUUAUGGCAAGGCUACAGACGACAACAAGGUGGCCCUGAGGAACUCUGGUGGCGUCCCCGCUCUGCUCAGACUGCUGAGGAAGACCACCGACAACGAAAUUGUGGAGAACUGUGUGUGUACUCUGAGGAACCUGUCCUACCGUCUGGAGAUAGAGAUGCCCUCGUCUUGCCUGRUGGGGACUCAGGAACUGGACGCCCUGCUGGGCUACGGAUCCCCCAGUAAGGACCUAGACUAUCUCUGCUGGGGCAAGAAGAGGAAGAAGAAGAAGAGGGGCUGGCUGGAUGAUAAGUGGGACGGCGUGGGACCCAUCCCGGGGUUUGGUAAGCCUCCGCGGGGGGCAGAGAUGCUGUGGCACCCGGCCGUGGUGAAGCCCUACCUCAGCCUGCUGGCAGAGAGCUCCAACCCUGCCACCCUGGAGGGCUCUGCCGGAUCCCUUCAGAACCUCUCCGCUGGAAACUGGAAGUUUGCGGCAUACAUCCGUGCGGCGGUGCGCAAGGAGAAGGGGCUUCCUAUCCUGGUGGAGCUGCUGAGGAUGGACAACAGGGUGGUCUGCUCUGUGGCCACCGCUCUGAGGAACAUGGCCCUGGACAGCAGGAACAAGGAGCUUAUAGGUCAGACCACACACACACACACACAGAAACUCGCUCUCUUUCUCACACACACACACUUAAGUCCUUCAUGCCCCCUUGUCUCCCCUCUCAGGAAAGUAAUGCCGAUGCGGGACCUGGUGAACCGUCUCCCCGGGGGAAGCCCCUCCCUGCUGUCUGACGAGACGGUGGCGUCUGUCUGCUGCACGCUCCACGAAGUCACCAGCAGGAACAUGGAGAACGCCAAGGCCCUGGCAGCCACGGGGGGCAUCGAGAAGCUGGUGGACAUCAGUAAGGGCAGGGGGAAGGGGUAUUCUAUGAAGGUGGUGAAGGCGGCUGCUCAGGUCCUCAACACGCUGUGGCAGUACAGGGACCUGCGCACCCUCUACAAACAGGACGGAUGGCACCACAGUUAUUUCAUCACUCCUGUGUCCACUCUGGAGAGAGACAGGUACAGGUCUCAACCAACCCUGCCUACUAGCACCUUACAGAUGUCCCCCGUGCCCCGCCAAUCAGGUGGUAGUGCAACCUCCUCUCCUGCCAUGUUAGGGAUCAGAAGACACAGCUCUAACUACCAAAGGGCUCAGUCAUCUAUGCAACUCGAUACAUAUUAUGGAGACAACAGUUUACAUAAAAACCAGUACACAGGGUCAGAAAAGCAAACACCAUAUUUUAUCGGGUCCUAUUCCUCACCAUCAAGAGAGGACUAUCCUAGGUCCCAGCAGGAAGAUGUGUUCUACUCCGACGAGCCGGAUAGGAAUACUUACAACAACUACAGAAUGUAUCUGUCAUCGCCGCAAGGUUACGGGGAGGAGGAGCCUGGGCCUUACCAGGACGAGCCAGAGAACCUGACCUCCACAGAGCGAUACAACACCUCCCAAUCUAACAGACUGAWAUCCAAUACCAACYCCACUAACUACGUYGACUUCUACUCCACCACGAGGAGGCCUUCCCAGAAGGCUAACCAGUACACUGGGUCCCCUGACUCCUGGGUGUAGGGGUGGAGAAACCAUGUAGAAACCAUGACUCAUCAGUUUGAGCUACAUCUGUGUGUGUGUGUGUUUGAGUGUGUGUGUGUGAGAUAGAAAGAACAUGAGUGUGUCUGUAUGUGUGUGUGUGUGUGGUUCCAGUGGGAAAGAGCUUGUUGUUUUCUGGAGUGGUGUAAUGACAGCCAAAGAAGUAAGAAAGGUUUGUUGGAUAUGAGCCAGGCAUUCGCUUGGUUGGAAAUGUGGAGAAUGGACAGAGUGCUGAAGAAGUGUUACGUAAAAACAAACAUUAAAGGGAUAGUUUACUCAAAAUAGAAAUGAACAUGAUGUUCAAUAUAUGUUAGCUGUAAUUGAUAAACUAAGACAYUUAUGGAUAUAGUAAAGGCAGCAAAUAUCUCAAAACUAGCUUGGUGAAUCGACUACAGCCAAAUGGAAAAUAAUGUGAAUUUGGAUUUUGAGUCAAAUAAAUUAUUUGUAUGUUGGCCAAAUAUAUAUCAUGAAGUCAUAUCUGUGAAAUGUCAAAUAGUAUUUGUACAGAGAAAUAAAAAAUGUUACAAUGUGUUGUUACAGAACGUUACUGUAUUCAAUGUGUAGACUGUGUAUGUAGGAUAUGGUGUCUAGUGAUUUUUUUAUGAUUUAUUUAUUUAAGUGUGUGAAUUUCCCUCAAAACGCCCUGAGGUAUGUUGUCCAACACUGGCYAUGAUGUGACAUAUGGAAGUGUAUGAAGAUUUAAAAAAGAGCCCAUCAUAACACUAAAAAAAGAUUCAGAAUUGUGAAAAUGAGGCUUGGUGAAAUAAAUCAGCUGUGGAAUGGAA
Messenger RNA from Salvelinus sp. IW2-2015, 4516 nucleotides. NCBI's taxonomy places the organism in Eukaryota, Metazoa, Chordata, Actinopteri, Salmoniformes, Salmonidae. The record is from RefSeq and is a predicted model, not a curated record.